AUGAGAGGAGCCACAAAGGGGGUGUGCCAAGGACGAGAAGAAGGAGAAGCUUUCAUGGACAUGGAGCGUAUGCCGGAAAGGCGGUCUUCUGGUUGGAAGGCGUGACAGCUUGGUGUGCCUAUUCAUCAUCAAACAUGUGGCCACAGUGGGGAAAGAAAAAUUGCUGGGCAUACAGUGGAUAGGUUUAGUCAAGAAACAAACAAGGUGUUUCAGUUUCAUGGCUGUCAUCAGCAUGGGUGUCCAAGGUGUUCUCCUGCCCCGAAACAGCAAAAGGAAGUGGUUGCUUUCGAAAAAAUAAAGAAAGGCCAUAGAAAGCUGACAAGAGAGAUGCAGUUUGCACGAACGUUGCAAAGAAGACAAGUGAUCCUAGACAAGGGUUUCAGAAAACGGAAACUUUCUGACAUGCCUUCGUGCUUGAUUCAAGACUGUGCAGGACAUUAGCAAACACAGGCAGUUGACAAAGAACCUGUUGUUUGAAAACAAGCACGUACCAGUGUCCGUCUCGUUGGCAGACACUUUGGAUAGAGAGCCAGAGCACAUCAGCAGCAAAGAUCCCAAAGAACUGAUCCAGAGAUUCUGGGAGGUGCUAGAACGAAAGGCCUUGACCAUCCGAGAAGAAAUGCGGCGAUACAUCCCAGAAGAUUUCAAAUUUCCUUUGGAUCAGCAACAAAAAUGCAUCAGCCAUUGGUGUUUUCAAAUACCAGUUCUGGGUUUCAACUCUGGCCAUUAUGAUUUGAAUCUGAUCAAAAAGCAUUUUGUGACCCAAGUCACACAAGACAGUGAUGUCAAAGUGGCCAACAAAUUGAAAAAUGUACAGCAUCAAGCUGUCCAAAUCGUGCUGCCCCUAUUGUAUGAGGACUUGUAA
Porites evermanni is the source of this 865-nucleotide messenger RNA. Lineage: Eukaryota; Metazoa; Cnidaria; Anthozoa; Scleractinia; Poritidae. The record is from the annotation of a GenBank genome assembly.